AACAAAAACUCAUGGUUUUUAUCACUUUAUUUAAACAAAAAUUUCUGUAACACAAUAUUCCCCACAGCCGGAAAGCCCACAAACAUACAAUUUUCCCCUGCUCGUCCGUCUAAUUCUCCCACUCCGACCAAUUUCGACGGCCUCGCCAUCGAUUUUUCGUUUGCAAUACCCAUAGCUGAACGGCAAACAACGGCGGGCCUGAUUUCCCAUCCCGGCCAGCAUUUUACCAUAUAAAGAAGCCGGCGGUGGAAUGGCGAGAAUUCACGUUCUGUGGAGAGAACGAAUAUAAGCUUUACCUCUACAAGAUCCCCCAUCCCUUUGCCGUCUAUGUACUCAUGUCAUGACCCCUCAAUCCGCCACAAUUCUCUUUCAUCCUCGCAAUGGUUACCUCUACCCAGCCCCCUUCACCCGGCGACGUUCUCAUCGUCGGCAACUACUGCCACGACCUUUUGAUUCAUGACUCCGCCGUCAAGGCCGAAUCCCUCGGCGGCGCCGCUUCCUUCAUAUCCAACAUCUUCAACGAAAUGUCAAUCCCUUGCAUGUUGAUCUCAAAGGUCGGCGAUGAUUUCCGGUACCCGGUUAAUCACCCUCCCAUCGUCUCCCCGGGCGCCAGAACCACCGUCUUCCACGCCUACUUCGAUUCGGGUCCGCCAGGGAGCGGGCGCCCCGACCGGGUGUUGAAAAGGGUUUGUUCGUGCGACCCGAUUCUCCCGGCGGAUCUUCCCGAGGCGAAGUUCGCGUUUGGAAUGGCGGUUGGGGUUGGCGGGGAGGUGUUGCCGGAGACGCUGGAGAAGAUGAUCCAGAUCUGCGAUUUGGUGUUCGUCGAUGUCCAGGCGUUGAUCAGGGAUUUCGAUGAGGUGGAUGGAACGGUGAAGCUGGUGAAGCUGCGGGAGACGGGGUUCUUUCGGCUGCUGCCGCUGAUUGGGGUUCUGAAGGUUUCAUCGGAGGAGGCCCUGUUCUUGGACCUGGAGGAGGUGAGGAAAUUGUGUUGCGUGGUGGUGACGAAUGGGAAAGAUGGGUGUACUGUGUAUUCGAAAGAUGGGAAUACCAAGAUUUCGCCAUUCCUGGCCAGCCAGAAGGAUCCGACGGGUGCAGGGGAUAGCUAUUUGGGUGGAUUUGUGGCCGGCUUGGUUCAUGGCUUGGCUGUUCCUGAUGCUGCCUUGUUGGGGAACUUCUUUGGUGCACUUACUGUUGAGCAAAUUGGAUUGCCACGGUUCUCCGCUAGGGUAACGCAGAGAGUGAGAGAAGAGGUGCAGAAAAGGAAGAUGCAGCUCCAAGAAGGCAGUGCCAACGGGCUGAAUUUCUUUAGACCGGUCGGACACGAACAGUUCGAGGCAUCCCUUUGUGCAUCAAGAACAGUCCUUCAAUGCUCAGUUCAAGAAUGUCACUGGCAUCCUCCAGGUUCCUAUGCAGCGAUAGAGCAAGACAUCCAACUGCUCAAAUGCACAGGCGCGGGACAGUCUAUCGAAACUAUGUAUGAGCAAGUCUCAACUUCUGACUCUACAUCCGGCGGUUGAUGGCAUUCCUCUGCCGUUCUGUUGUACUUCUCCUGUUUUCUGGUAUUUCUUCAUAGAAGCAGCCU
This is a messenger RNA of Linum tenue, 1582 nucleotides long. The record is from the annotation of a GenBank genome assembly. Lineage: Eukaryota; Viridiplantae; Streptophyta; Magnoliopsida; Malpighiales; Linaceae.